AGAGAGAGAGAGAGAAUCGGCGGCGUCGAGACAGCACAGUGCGGAGUGACAGCGCGUUAUCUUUUACAUGAUUAAAACACUGCGCGGGGAGGAAUACACACACGGAUCGAUAGAAACAUAUCUUCAAUAUCUAGUCCGUCAUGGAGUCCUAUGACAUUUUAGCUAACCAGCCCGUUGUGAUUGAUAAUGGUUCGGGGGUUAUCAAAGCUGGUUUUGCCGGUGACCAGAUCCCCAAAUACUGCUUCCCCAACUAUGUGGGACGUCCCAAGCAUGUGCGCGUGAUGGCAGGAGCCCUGGAGGGGGACCUCUUCAUCGGACCCAAGGCAGAGGAGCACCGGGGCUUGCUGUCGGUGCGGUAUCCGAUGGAGCACGGCAUAGUGAAGGACUGGAACGACAUGGAGAGGAUCUGGCAGUACGUCUACUCCAAGGAGCAGCUGCAGACGUUCUCGGAGGAGCAUCCUGUGCUGCUGACCGAAGCUCCUCUCAACCCCAGCAAGAACAGAGAGAAGGCCGCGGAGGUUUUCUUUGAGACCUUCAACGUUCCCGCUCUCUUCAUCUCCAUGCAGGCUGUCCUCAGCUUGUACGCCACAGGCCGGACCACCGGCGUGGUGCUGGACUCGGGCGACGGCGUGACCCACGUGGUGCCCAUCUACGAGGGCUUUGCCAUCCCGCACUCCAUCAUGCGCGUGGACAUCGCCGGGCGAGACGUGUCGCGGUACCUACGCCUGCUGCUGCGCAAAGAAGGCUACAACUUCAACACCUCGGCCGAGUUCGAGGUCGUCCGCACCGUCAAAGAGAGAGCCUGUUAUCUGUCUCUCAACCCACAAAAGGACGAGACUUUAGAAACGGAGAAGGCGCAGUACGUACUGCCGGACGGAAGCACUUUAAACAUCGGGCCGGCGAGGUUCCGGGCGCCAGAGCUGCUGUUCAGGCCCGACCUGAUCGGAGACGAGAGCUCGGGGAUCCACGAGGUCCUGGCCUACGCCAUCCAGAAGUCGGACAUGGACCUGCGGCGCACGCUCUACUCCACCAUAGUGCUGUGUGGCGGCUCCACCCUCAUCAAAGGUUUCGGGGAACGACUACUAACUGAAGUCAAGAAGCUGGCACCCAAAGACGUGAAGAUCAAGAUUUCUGCCCCCCAAGAGAGGCUCUACUCCACAUGGAUUGGUGGCUCCAUCCUGGCGUCGCUGGACACCUUCAAGAAGAUGUGGGUGUCGAAGCGAGAAUACGAAGAAGACAGAGCACGUGCCAUCCACAGGAAGACCUUCUAGUAGGCCCGCCAGCCCCCACCCCCCGAAACUGCCCUCAAACCCUCCCCCCGUCACACUGUGGGAGACGCCUGCGCCCUGUCAUCUCCCGGGUACCUCUUGCGUCAUCCUUUCUCAAAACUCCCACAAUCCCCUGCCUCUACACUCCUGUCAGCCUCCUGCUUUACCCAGAGAAACACGCACCUUUAUGUGUGCUAGUUUCUAUAUUUACCUCCUUUCUCCUUCGCCUCCUAGCUCCCCCUACCCUCCUUUUUUUUUUUUUUUUUUCACCGCUGUAGGUUGACGAUGACGGCUAACCUCGGCG
Molecule: messenger RNA, 1572 nt
Organism: Perca flavescens (yellow perch)
Lineage: Eukaryota; Metazoa; Chordata; Actinopteri; Perciformes; Percidae
Gene: actr1b
Product: actin related protein 1B
Exons: 11
Coding region: 141-1271 (376 amino acids)
Source: RefSeq, a predicted model, not a curated record